This is a messenger RNA of Hirundo rustica (Barn swallow), 1023 nucleotides long. RefSeq names its product DNA polymerase delta 4, accessory subunit (gene POLD4). Gene Ontology annotation, molecular function: DNA-directed DNA polymerase activity. Gene Ontology annotation, cellular component: delta DNA polymerase complex. The record is from RefSeq and is a predicted model, not a curated record. Lineage: Eukaryota; Metazoa; Chordata; Aves; Passeriformes; Hirundinidae. Bases 62 to 439 code for a protein of 125 amino acids. Gene Ontology annotation, biological process: DNA-templated DNA replication; DNA synthesis involved in DNA repair. The transcript has 3 exons.
GGGUUCCCGGUAGCGGCGGGUCCCGCCCGCUUCCCGGUACUGGCGGCGCCGUGCCAGCUCCAUGUCGCGCAGGGCCAUGGGGCAGCCCCGGCGCAUCACCGACUCCUUCCCGCGGCGGCUGCGGCGGCGGGGCUCGGGCCGGCCCCCGGGCAGGCUCAAGGACAAAAAGGACAAGGAUAAGGACAAGGUGCAGGUGAAGGGGCGGGACUGUCCCCGCUCCCCCUCGCAGCCCCCUCCGGACCCGGCGCUCCUGGAAAUGUUGCGGCGUUUCGACCUCUCCUGGGAAUACGGACCCUGCACCGGGAUCACCCGCCUGCAGCGAUGGGAGCGGGCACAAGAGCUGGGGCUGAGCCCCCCCGGCCCCGUCCGUGACGCCCUCCUGGAGCACCGGGACAACCCCGAUGUCACCUACAGCCUCUGGCACGACUACGAGCUCUGAGCUGCUGCGCUGAAGAAGUGUGGGGAGCCAUUGCUGACGCCCCCAGAGCCUAUUCCAGGGACACCGGGCGGAUUAAAGCUGGUGUGAGCGAAGGAAGGGGUGCCGUGUGCUGUCUGGGGGGGCACAGGGUGGGGUGAAGCCCUUGGGGUGCAGCGGGAGGGCAGGGAGUUGCAUCCUCCCAAAAAAACGCCAGGUGAGGUGUCCAGUCUCACAGUUUAAUGCCACCCAACUGGGACCCAGGGAGAAAAAUCUGUUCUUGGGCGGAGAAAGGGAGGUGGGAUAAUUUUUUUCCCCAGGAAUGGGGUGAAAAAAUGAAGAAUGAAGUAUAAUAUCGGGUGAAAGGGAGCAUAGGGGGGGUGAGGCAGGUGGCUGUGGAUUGUGGGCAUGUCCUGCAGUGGGGUGGGAAGAGUGACAGUGUCCUGUGGGAUUCAUAUGUUUAGUAGCCCUAAUUAGCAGCUUUGCUGUGUGCAGAAUCGCAAAUGAGAGGAUGUGUCUGUUAAUUAUUCAGGUUAUCGAUGACUUAAUUCACCAGCUCUUUCUGUUGCUUCAUCAAUAAAAUAAAUUGUUUCUAUCCCGAGGCUGCA